This is a messenger RNA of Didymodactylos carnosus, 327 nucleotides long. NCBI's taxonomy places the organism in Eukaryota, Metazoa, Rotifera, Eurotatoria, Philodinida, Philodinidae. The record is from the annotation of a GenBank genome assembly.
AUGCCACAAAUUGACUCUAUCUAUAUCUUCUGUGGCAAUAAGUCAAGACACGAACAAUGGGCUAAAGAAUGGCCCAAAGUAAAGGGUGUCUAUACAGAUAUACUACCCAUUCGUGAAGCACUGAAACAACAUACUCGUCAAUGUGACCAAGAUUCAAUGUCGAUUCGUAUCACAAAUGCCCAAAAUCCGAAUGAACUCGAAUCAACAUUUAUGUAUACCACAUUAUUCAAAGAGAUUAUUCUGGAAAAUGAAUAUGAUGAACAAGCAAUCAAAACAUUGGCCGAACAACUUUUUAUCGACGAGUACAAUUCGCAACGUCCCGUAUGA